UUUGUGUUUCCUUGCCCAGGUUGACCCUAAGGACUACAUGCUGAACGGUCUCAAGGACACCACGGUGGGCCGGCUGCCCGGCACGCUGAAGGGCCAGCAGCUGGUCAUCCAGGACUGCGAGAACUGCAACAUCUUCGUGUUCGACCACUCGGCCACUAUCACGGUCGACGACUGCGUCAACUGCCGCAUCUUCCUGGGCCCCGUCAAGGGCAGCGUGUUCUUCCGUGACUGCAAGGACGUGCACUGCGUGGUGGCGUGCCAGCAGUUCCGCACGCGCGACUGCAAGAAGAUGGAGGUGUUCCUGUGCUGCGCCACGCAGCCCAUCAUCGAGUCUUCCACGGGGAUGCGCUUCGGCUGCUUCCAGUUCUACUACCAGCUGGCCUUCCACUUCAAGGACGCGGGCCUCAGCAUCUUCAACAACAACUGGAGCAACGUGCACGACUUCACCCCCGUGUCGGGCGAGAACAACUGGAGCCUGCUGGCGGAGACGGCGGCGGUGCUGGACUCGGUGCCGCCGCCCGGGCCGGAGUCUGAGUUCAAGGCGGUGCGCGUGUCGGGGGACGCGUCGCGCAGCAUCGUGCCGCUGACCAGGGGCGGGCGCCGGAAGGACAGCGAGGAGUCCUGCCUCUUUGUGUUCUUUGCGGGAGACUACACGACCGCCAACGCUCGCAAACUCAUCGACGCGAUGAUUGAGAAAGGCUUCCUGUUAAUCCAGACCAAGGAGGUGGCCAUGAGGCCUGAAGACGUGAAGAGGGUUUUCCAGAACGACACCGCUGACCAGCUGGAGUGGAGCACCAAAGGUUCCGUAACUGCGCUGGAGUUGAAUGGAGACGGGGUGGUGGAUGCCUGCAGGACGAUCGCUAUCGAGGUCUUCAAUGGAUCCAAGGUGUUUGUUUCGGAAAACAAGAGUACUUCUUCACGGGACGUUGACAACUUCUUCAAUUUUGCCGACAUGCAGAUGGGCUUGUGAGUGUGAUGCGUCGAACAAAUUGCACAUCGAACAUUUGAAUGAUUUUCUGUAGAAAGCCCAAAUGGCUGGUACGGAAGGUUAGA
Messenger RNA from Gadus chalcogrammus (walleye pollock), 1053 nucleotides. Its product is annotated as protein XRP2-like. Gene Ontology annotation, molecular function: GTPase activator activity. The record is from RefSeq and is a predicted model, not a curated record. Gene Ontology annotation, biological process: post-Golgi vesicle-mediated transport. Gene Ontology annotation, cellular component: periciliary membrane compartment; cilium. NCBI's taxonomy places the organism in Eukaryota, Metazoa, Chordata, Actinopteri, Gadiformes, Gadidae.